AUGCUGCGCUCUGCUGCUCUAUGCGACUCUACACGGUGCUUGGUAUCUGCUCACGCUGCUGCUCAUACGAUAGCAAAGGCAAAGGCAAAGGCAAAGGCAAAGGCAAAGACCAAGACUGAGCCAUCGGGGCAGCGAGGACGAGAGUGGGCAGUGGUCAAAACAAGCACUUUCUCGAGCAAAUCAGCAAAUCAACGGCGUGCCAUCGGGUACCGUGGCUAUCUCAGAGAACACCUGCUCACACCUGCUCACACCUGCUCACACCUGCUCGCUCCACGGCCGUGGCCCAAGAAGCGGCCUAUCAACAGUGUCAAGUUGCGAGAGGCACGCUGGAGCAAAGGGCCGCGAGAGGCAGCCUGUCUCCGUCUCAGACGCAUCAAGCGGCAGAUACUCUGCAGCGUCUCUGUGUAAGUGUUGUACUGCGUGAUGCGUACUGCGACUGCGACUGCGUAGUGCCCGCCGUGCUCGUGGGCAUGCGCCAUGUACUCCCAACGAGUUUUCCAAAAGCACGAAAUCAAGGCGGGUGCGGAUGCAAGCGAGUCUGGUUAGCGAACGACUGCCUCUCCCCCCUUUAGUUCAGGCCGCGAGAAUAUCAAGGCCUACAGUAUACGAGUACCUCACAUCACCACUUCAUCACCAGGCCUCUGGUUCAUCUGGUUCAGAUGAACCAAAUGGCGUUGGUCAGUCCGUCAGCAGCAGCCUCUCACAGCACGGCAGUUCUCACCACGAUGCCACCAGUAGAGAAUCCGAGGAGGGUCGCUUCACACCCUCUUCAUUCUCUAGCGUCGUGCAAAACCUCAAGAACCCCUCCAUGAACCAUACAAAGUACUUCGUAGUUGGUAGAGAUGAACCUGUCAAGGAACGACUCCCCUCCACUCCCCUCCUCCCCUCUCCUCUCACCCCCCCUCUGGCUCCCCUCUGGCUCCCCUCUAUUUGA
Hymenoscyphus albidus is the source of this 934-nucleotide messenger RNA. Lineage: Eukaryota; Fungi; Ascomycota; Leotiomycetes; Helotiales; Helotiaceae. The record is from the annotation of a GenBank genome assembly.